AUGGCGCCACGACACCUCGGCAUCCAGAUCACUGAGGAUCUCCAUUUCGCCUUGUGCGGGGAAUCGGUAGAUUACCGAUUUCAUGUCGACAAGACUUCCAAACGAUUGAUCUUGGAUCAUUUUGGAGCACCAGGUCAAGGUGCAGGGACGUUUCCUAAUAGAUUCGAAUUUGCAGAUAUAGGGCGUGGGGAUUGUCGUCUGCCCUCCAUCCACAUCCGACACGCUGAAGGUCACACUGUUAGCGAUUUUCAGUACUUUCACCAUCGGAUCGUCAAAGGCAAACCAAGUUCGUCGAGUCAUCCGGUGGUUUUUGGAUCAAGAGAAGAAGUGGAAGUAUUGAUUGUCUACCUUCACGAUCCUUACUCGAAGAUCAAUGCCGAUUUGACAUACAGUAUCUUUCCCAAAUACAAUGCGAUUAUUCGCAGCGUCACCCUCUCCAACAAGUCUUCACAAGCCGUCAUCAUUGAGCGGGCGGCUAGUCUCUGUCUGGACUUUGUUCCGAUCAAUGAGGAUUGGGACAUGACCCAACUUCAUGGAGAUUGGGGCCGGGAAUGUCACAGGCUUCGUCGUCCUAUUCAUUUUGGAACGCAAGGCUUUCAAAGUGUCUCGGGUUAUUCAUCCGCUCGACAUAACCCUUUCCUUGGCCUGUGUCCAAGGUCAACAACCGAACACACGGGCGAAGCGUAUGGAUUCAGCUUGAUUUACUCGGGAUCAUUCAGUGUCGAGGUGGAAAAGUUCACUCCGGGAACUACCAGAGUUCUGAUGGGUCUCAAUCCAUUGCAUCUCUCGUGGGAACUCGGACCAGGCACAAGCUUCUCCACACCUGAAUGCUGUGUGGUGUACGAACCAAAGCAAGGUUUCGGAGGCAUGUCGAGAUCCUUGCACAACCUCUAUCGAAAACACUUGAUCCGAUCAUCCUACGCUUUGAAGCCACGACCUGUCCUGGCCAAUAACUGGGAAGCCACCGGGUUCGACUUUGAUCAAGAGAGACUCUAUGGAAUCGCAAGAUCUGCAGCUGAACUCGGCGUCAGUCUGUACGUGAUGGAUGACGGAUGGUUCGGAGAUAAACACCCCAGAGAGAAUGAUCAUGCAGGUUUGGGUGAUUGGCAGCCUAAUCCCAAACGAUUCCCGAACGGCUUGGACGCCUUUAUAUCCCGUGUCAACGAUAUUCGACCUUUGAACCGAAAGGCGAAUCUCAAAUUUGGACUCUGGGUCGAACCUGAAAUGGUGAACCGCGAAUCAGAGCUGUACGAAGCGCACCCUGACUGGGUCCUACACGCUGGAUCUCACCCGCGGACAGAGACGAGGAACCAGCUUGUCCUAAAUCUCGCUCUACCCGAAGUGCAGGACUACAUCAUUGAAGUUAUCUGUGAUCUGUUGCGCAAGUACAACAUCACUUACGUCAAAUGGGACAAGAAUCGGGAUCUGCAUGAGAUGCCCUCACCGGCCACGGCUCACAAGUACAUGUUGGGACUGUAUCGCUGCUUCAACGAUAUCAUCAAUCGGUUCCCUACGGUUUUAUUUGAAGGAUGUUCAAGCGGAGGCGGCCGCUUUGACCCUGGCAUCCUGUACUAUUUCCCCCAAAGUUGGAUGUCAGACGAUACCGACGCAGUGGAGAGAAUCAGUAUUCAAUUUGGCGCCACGUUGGCGUACCCUGCCUCCGCUAUGGGUUGUCAUAUUGCCGCUUGUCCAAGUCAGAUGACGGGCAGAUCCACACCUAUCGAGUUCAGAGCUCAUGUCGCCAUGAUGGGUGGAGGCUUCGGCUUGGAACUGGAUCCGGACGCUUUGACUAGAGAAGAGAGGGAAAAGCUUCCAGCUCUAAUCGAUCUGGCGGAACGUGUCAACCCAUAUGUCAUUCAAGGCGAUCAAUAUCGAUUAGCAUUACCCGAGGAGAGUAAUUGGCCCGCCGUACAGUAUAUCAAAACGGACGACGAUAGCUCCGUCGUGCUCGCUUUCCAGCUAUAUUAUCAUACAAAUACAUUGUUGGCACCGGCGCUUAUGCUCCAAGGGUUGGACCCUCGCACCGAGUAUCAGGUAGACAUCGAGGGUGGAGAGAGUCUGGUGGCGUCUGGCGAGACACUGAUGCACGCUGGACUGAAGCUGAACUGGUUUGGGGAUUACAAUAGCAAGGUGAUUUGGGUAUGGCCCGUGGAAAGGACGGGAGGUACUUCCCUGGACAAAGCAGAGGACAGUGUAGAGGGGCAAGUAGAGGUUGCAGCGAAAGUAGAGGGGAAGGAAAAGAAGGCUUGGUAG
This is a messenger RNA of Kockovaella imperatae, 2253 nucleotides long. RefSeq names its product putative alpha-galactosidase C. The record is from RefSeq and is a predicted model, not a curated record. Gene Ontology annotation, biological process: carbohydrate catabolic process. NCBI's taxonomy places the organism in Eukaryota, Fungi, Basidiomycota, Tremellomycetes, Tremellales, Cuniculitremaceae. Gene Ontology annotation, molecular function: alpha-galactosidase activity. The transcript is spliced from 2 exons. Bases 1 to 2253 code for a protein of 750 amino acids.